This is a messenger RNA of Candidozyma haemuli, 888 nucleotides long. Its product is annotated as SDR family oxidoreductase. Gene Ontology annotation, biological process: triglyceride catabolic process; phosphatidic acid biosynthetic process. Gene Ontology annotation, cellular component: endoplasmic reticulum; lipid droplet. The coding region runs from base 1 to 888 and encodes 295 amino acids. The record is from RefSeq and is a predicted model, not a curated record. NCBI's taxonomy places the organism in Eukaryota, Fungi, Ascomycota, Pichiomycetes, Serinales, Metschnikowiaceae. Gene Ontology annotation, molecular function: acylglycerone-phosphate reductase (NADP+) activity; triacylglycerol lipase activity. The transcript has a single exon.
AUGACAAAGUACGCUUUAAUUACAGGUGCCUCCUCGGGCAUUGGCUACCAAAUGGCUCUCGCGCUUCACAAGCGUGGAUACUCGAUUAUUGGUGUCAGUCCUGAAAGGGACCUUUGGGGUAUGAAGCCAUUGCAGAAGGAGAUUGGACUCGUUCCCUUGGCUUUGGACAUCACUAAGCCCAAGGAUGUGGAGGCAGCUGCAGAAAAAGUCAGGGAAAUCACUGGUGGUCGCUUGGACAUUCUUUAUAACAAUGCGGGCAUUAGUAACCUUGGUGGACCAGCUAUUGAGUAUGAUGACGAUAAGUUGCGUCUCCUUUUCGACGUGAAUGUGUUGGGUCACAUGUACGUGACGAAGUACUUUAGUGAUAUGGUUAUCAAUGCCAAGGGAACUAUUGUUUUCACCAGUUCAGUUGCUGCUAGAGUUCCUCUUUCAUGGGUGUCUGCCUACUGUGCUACCAAGUCAGCCAUUGACCAGUACGCUUUAGGCUUGAGAGCUGAAUUGAAGCCAUUUGGAGUGAAAGUGCAUAGUGUCAUCACAGGUGGUGUCAAUACUGCAAUUUGUGACCCAUUGUCGACCCCCACUUUAUUCAGCCCCAAGUACGACGUGCCAGGCAUCUAUGAAAGUAUCAUGGCUUCAGCCGAUAUGAGUAGAAACCCGAAAACCAGUAUCAGUGCCGAAAAGUAUGCCAACCAAGUUGCAGGCCAAAUCACGAAAAAGAGAGACGUUGGUUUUAACAUUUAUCGUGGGUACAGAGCAUACUUUUUGCAUUUCUUGCGUUUCUGGUGUCCCUUGUGGUUGUGCGAGAUUGGUAUCCAGAGACACUUUAAGCAGUACGCGGUGCUCAGGGCGAUUGCAAAAGUGGUGAAGAAGAGAUCUAAGCAGACUUAG